CAGAUUAGUAUAGAGCAUGCGCUAGAAAAGACACUUCAAACAGAAACGAACUAAGAAUUAUCAGUUCCCGAUAGGUCGCUGUAACGGAAACCUAUACAUGGAUUUGACUCGAGUUUCCUACGUGGAUUAUAUUUACGGAUGGAAUCGUCACAUUAUGAAGAUAUUCGGGAUCUGGCCAGAAGAAAGAAAAUACAAUCGAGCAUCGAGCUACGUGGUUCUAAUACCGCUCACCAUGAUGUUACUGUUCCUUGGGAUACCACAAACGAUAGAUCUCUAUUUCAUAUGGGGUGAUAUCGACUUGAUCGCUGAAAACUUGUCACUGGGAAACAUGACCGUCUUACUCGCGAUCUUGAAGACGAUUAUCUUUUGGUUCAGUGGAAGAUCCAUUAGUGUUCUACUGUCAAAUAUGGAAGAAGAUCGAAAAAAUGCGAAAAGCAAGGAGGAAGCGAAAAGAAUGACCAACAUUGCCAAAAUUUGCAGACACGUAUCUCUCGCGUGUAUUAUCACAAGUAAAAUACUUAUUAUUCUUUUCGUUAUUCUACAUUUUAUUCUAGUUCGUUUCGUCGGCCGUACUCUCAUAUUGCGCUCUUAUUUUCCGUACGACAUACAACCUACGCCGAUUUACGAGCUGACCGUAUUCGCUCAAACGGUGGCUGCGUACUGCACAAGCGGGACUUACACUACCGUAGAUACUUUUGUGGUUACUUUAAUAUUUCACGUGUGCGGACAAUAUGAAAAUUUGAAACAACGCCUACGUAAUUUGCCCUCUCAAAGAGGUAACGACUUCAAAGCGGAACUCUCUCAAAUCGUUAAAAAACACGAUUCUUUAAACAGAUUCGCCGACACGAUCGAGGGACAAUUUAACGAUAUGCUACUAUUGCAAAUGCUCGGUUGUACGAUACAACUUUGCGUCACAUGCUUUCUAGUGAUAUUGUCCAUCGGAAGAAAUAACGAAAUGAUUUUAAUUCAACUGACUUUCUUUGUAACCUUUAUAACAUACAUCUUGCUACAAAUAUAUUUAUAUUGUUAUACAGGCGAGAAACUUCUUUCCGAGAGCAAAGGAAUCACCGAUGCCGUUUACGAAUGUCCGUGGUACGAUUUAUCGCCAAACGAAGCUAGAUCGCUCAUGAUAAUAAUGUUACGAGCACGAAUCCCAUUGCACAUAACAGCUGGCAAAUUUUGUCCAUUUAGUCAUAACCUUUUUAGCAACAUUCUAAAAACAUCGAUGAGUUACUUGUCGGUACUCUACGCGACGAAUUCGUAAAUACGGAAUGAAAUGUGCAAAUGUAUUUAAAUAUAUUAUUAAACGUUCAACAUUAGUAAUGUAAUGCAAACCACACUUUCAUUCAUCGUUGUUAGAAAAUAAUUCAUUUUAUUUUAUUAAACCGGUCAGGAUCUUUAAUAUUUAUCAAUUGCAUCAUUUUUACGUGCUGACAAAUUAAUUCCCAUUCGAUGUUUGAAUUUUAUCAAUAUCAAAUA
Vespula vulgaris is the source of this 1479-nucleotide messenger RNA. RefSeq names its product odorant receptor 13a-like. NCBI's taxonomy places the organism in Eukaryota, Metazoa, Arthropoda, Insecta, Hymenoptera, Vespidae. Bases 98 to 1264 code for a protein of 388 amino acids. Gene Ontology annotation, biological process: detection of chemical stimulus involved in sensory perception of smell; sensory perception of smell. Gene Ontology annotation, molecular function: odorant binding; olfactory receptor activity. The transcript has 7 exons. The record is from RefSeq and is a predicted model, not a curated record. Gene Ontology annotation, cellular component: plasma membrane.